GCGGCCCUGCCUGGGUCACGGCGCGGCUCGGGGGUUUCUUUGGACACCGGCUGGGAAUUCCCUUCCCCGGCUGCGGAGCAGGAGCAGGAGCUCUCCCGACGCUGCCCGGGGAGCGCCGGCCCGGCCGCCGCCGCUGCAGGAAGAGCCCUUCUCCAAGCCUGGAAGGCCCCGGUGCAGCUCUCCAGUCUCCGUGUUCAGGGGUUUAUGUGGGAAUCAGAGCAGGAUGGAUCGGUAUCGAUAUUUCAUCUUUAACCAGAGGAACAUGGUCGUGCUGGGGAUGUUCCAGCUUGCCUUCAGCACCGUCUGUGUCACCAGUGGGUUCAUAGAUGGCAUUUUCAGAACAGAGUCUCAGCUGGGCAAAACCAGAGCUCCAAUUUGGGCUGGCAUGGUGAUGGGAGUCCCAGGCAUCCUGGCUUUGUUCUCCUCGCAGAGGAAGAAUCCAGUUCUUGUGAAUGUACUGAUAGUUGCUUCCAUAAUCUCUUGUGUUGCCAUCUCCAUUGUAAUAGUUUAUAGCUCCUUCACACUGAGCUAUGGUGAAGAGGAGGAGCUGAGUUCUGCCCCAGUCCAUGUUAUCCAUACUAGGUUCAUACUCAGUGAAGUUGUCAAGGGUGCCAACAUAGCCAUGCUGGCUGUGUCCAUCUGCAGCGCCUUUUCCGUGCUGGCCAUGGCUUACCUGGGAUGCCGGAGCCUUCCACGCUGCUCCUGCUAUGACAGCGUGACUGGCAUGGAAUGGUUGCAGCCCAGUGAGGACCAAAAUCAGGCUGUGGAAAUGAUUUGUGCUGUACAAAGCCCUGGGGGGAGAAUUUUUACCUUCACAGAUCAGUUUCCAGCCCAGGAUGCAGAUGCAGAAGAAGACACAUCCAAACCUCCACCAUAUAUCAGAAUGACUUGAAAAAGUGGCUGAACAUUAUGUUCAAAUGUGGCAAGAGAGAUGCAGUCAGUUCUUAAUCUUUAAAGGUGGUUAUGCACUUUUCCUUGGCCAUUUGAAAAACACACACAGAGUGAACUAGUGAAUGUCCAGCACUGAGCAGAGGUCACAGUGCAGAGGGAAACAUCUGCAGGUGAUUUUGAAAUUUCAGAAUUUGUACAGUGAAAAUACCUCAUUGCUUCUGGAAAGUGAGAGCAUUUUUUAGUCUGGUUUUUUGUACUUAAAUCAUGUUUUAUUUCACGAGAAUGUAUCAUGCAAUUUGUGUAGCAGUGCUAGCCUUAAUUUAAAUAUUAAAUACAAUUCCCUU
Molecule: messenger RNA, 1235 nt
Organism: Camarhynchus parvulus
Lineage: Eukaryota; Metazoa; Chordata; Aves; Passeriformes; Thraupidae
Exons: 7
Coding region: 224-892 (222 amino acids)
Cellular component (GO): membrane
Source: RefSeq, a predicted model, not a curated record